This is a messenger RNA of Micropterus salmoides (largemouth bass), 1060 nucleotides long. Its product is annotated as signal-regulatory protein beta-2-like. Bases 1 to 846 code for a protein of 281 amino acids. Gene Ontology annotation, biological process: response to bacterium. The record is from RefSeq and is a predicted model, not a curated record. The transcript is spliced from 3 exons. NCBI's taxonomy places the organism in Eukaryota, Metazoa, Chordata, Actinopteri, Centrarchiformes, Centrarchidae.
AUGCACCUGUAUACGAUCCUCUUUGGAGUAUUUCAUCUGUCAGCGGUGAUUCAGUCGUCGGCACUCAAGCAGGACACUGGGGUUAUAUCUGCUCGUGUUGGGGAAAAUGUGACGUUACAUUGCUUCUAUGACAGCCAAGUGGCAAUGCACUUCUCCUGGUACCGACAAACCUUAGGAAGUGGACCUGAACUUCUGUCUAGUAUUUACAAAUAUGAUAAACCAUCCACAGUCUCCCGCUGGACGGAGAAGAACCCUCGUUUCUCUGUGCAAAGGAAGGAAGGGAUGAAUCAUCUCCACAUCUCUGACGUUCACUUAUCAGAUUCAGCUACGUACUACUGUGGAAGCUCACACUCCAACAUAGUGGACUUUGGAGAGGGAGUCUUUCUUAGUGUAAAAGGAGUCAACAUCAAGGAAAUAGUCCAGGGGCCAACAUCUGAGACAAUCCUGAAAGGAGGCUCUGUGACUUUCAACUGUACAGCACGCUUCGGGACCUGCGAUGGAGAACACAGUGUUUACUGGUUUCGACAUGGAUCUCGCCAAGCAGUCCUUCAGGCGCUCGGGGAUGGGUGUAAACAAGUCUCCACAUCAGGGCCUCCUUCACUGAACUGUGUCUACCAUUUGCAGAAGAUGAACCUGAGCUCCUCUGAUGCUGGAACCUACUACUGUGCUGUGGCCUCGUGUGGGGAGAUACUGUUCGGUAAUGGAAGCAAGCUGCUCAUCAAAGAUGAUGUUGAAGACCAAGCGGCACAGAUUACAAUCUUAGUCUGGCUCUCCAUAAUCAGAACCGGGCUUCUCUUAUUCUUUUUAACUAUUUGCUUCUUAUUUCACAUCACCAAAUGCGGGUGAUGUUUUUAAUGCAGAGGUUGGCUUUCUUAGUUCAAAGUGUUAACUUAGUUAAGAAUAUCUUUUACAAUUAUAUGUUAUCACAAGUUAAAAAAAUUCCAUCUAGCUUUCUGAUUUCGCUUUUUUGCUGUAUUAUAUUUUUCUUCAUAAAUGCAACUUUGACAAAGCUAUCCCAGAGUGUUCUUAUUUUUGAGUCAUUAUUUGUACGAUUAGAUGA